AUGACGUCCAGGCCCCCCGACUGCCUGCUGAGGCUGCUCCGGGGUGGCCCGAGGCAGCGGGUCUGCACCCUGUUCAUCAUCGGCUUCAAGUUCACGUUUCUGGUCUCCGUCAUGGUCUACUGGCACAUUGUGGGAGAGCCCGGGGGCCAAGGGCAGUUCUCUAACCUGCCUGCUGACAUACCCUGCCCGCACUUGGUCCCCCACACACCGUCCUCCGGCACCCCACCUCCCGGUAACAUCUUCUUCCUGGAGACUUCUGACCGGACGGACCCCAACUUCCUGUUCAUGUGCUCAGUGGAGUCAGCAGCCAGGGCCCAGCCUGAGUCCCGGGUGGUGGUCCUGACGAAGGGGCUGCCGGGCGGGAACGCCUCCCUGCCCCGGCAACUGGGCCUCUCGCUUCUGGGCUGCUUCCCCAAUGUCCAGAUGCUCCCGCUGGACCUGCAGGAGCUGUUUCGGGACACAGCCCUGGCAGGCUGGUACGCGGCCCUGCAGUGGCGGUGGGAGCCCUACGUGCUGCCCGUGCUCUCCGAUGCCUCCAGGACUGCGCUCAUGUGGAAGUUCGGAGGCAUCUACCUGGACACGGACUUCAUCGUCCUCAAGAGCCUGGGGAACCUGACCAACGCGCUGGGCACCCAGUCCCGCUAUGUCCCCAACGGCGCCUUCCUGGCCUUCAAGCGCCACCACGAGUUCGUGGCGCUGUGCAUGCGUGACUUCGUGGCCCACUACAACAGCUGGAUCUGGGGCCACCAGGGCCCGCAGCUGCUCACGCGGGUCUUCAAGAAGUGGUGCUCCAUCCGCAGCCUGGGCGAGAGCCGCGCCUGCCGCGGCGUCACCACCCUGCCCUACGAGGCGUUCUACCCCAUCCCCUGGCAGAACUGGAAGAAGUACUUCGAAGACGUCAGCCCCGAGGAGCUGUCCCGGCUGCUCAACGCCACCUAUGCUGUCCACGUGUGGAACAAGAAGAGCCAGGGCACGCGCUUCAAGGCCACGUCCAGGGCACUGCUGGCCCAGCUCCACGCCCGCUACUGCCCCACGACGCACAAGGCCAUGAAGCUUUACUUGUGA
Molecule: messenger RNA, 1065 nt
Organism: Balaenoptera acutorostrata (minke whale)
Lineage: Eukaryota; Metazoa; Chordata; Mammalia; Artiodactyla; Balaenopteridae
Product: lactosylceramide 4-alpha-galactosyltransferase-like
Exons: 1
Coding region: 1-1065 (354 amino acids)
Biological process (GO): protein O-linked glycosylation
Molecular function (GO): acetylglucosaminyltransferase activity
Source: RefSeq, a predicted model, not a curated record